AUGUCGCACCCUAUAAUCUUCAAUACCAGCCUCGGCCUGGGAAUAAUGCUCAUCUCACUCGGCACAAACGCCACCCUACGCCCCCAAGCUCACCUCAGAAGCCUUGGUUUCCCCGUACCUAGCGAGCCCCAGGCUAAAACUUUCAGCCAUGCGCUCAUGCGUAUCUGGGGCGUGCGGAACAUAUCCGUCGGCCUCCUCGUCUCCCUCCUGUGGUCGACUGGUGAUGAGAAACUAUUGGCCAAAGGGUUGUGUGCAGCCCUAACACUACCUGUCACCGAUGGCUUCGUUAGCCGAUUGGUUAUCGGAGGCGGCGAGACACAACACUGGGUCUUUCCGCCUAUACUAGUGGCUAUGAUUGCUGGUUUGUUCGGAUAUUUCUAG
Molecule: messenger RNA, 381 nt
Organism: Penicillium chermesinum
Lineage: Eukaryota; Fungi; Ascomycota; Eurotiomycetes; Eurotiales; Aspergillaceae
Product: DUF4267 domain-containing protein
Exons: 1
Coding region: 1-381 (126 amino acids)
Source: RefSeq, a predicted model, not a curated record